CUUCCAUACUCAUUCUCUCUUACAAACCCAUACUCCUGCAGCAAUGAACACAGUAUUGUGGGUUUUCCUGCUAUGUAUGCAGGGCUACUUGCUAACACAUGCUUUAGACUGUGCAGACGGGGGCACGGAUUGUGACAGUGGCCAGGUCGAAAGGGCAAAGUCAAGGUUUUUGAAGCACCCAAACUCCAACCAUGAGAGAGGAGCUCGCCAGAGCCAAGCCAACCUACCAGGAGCCUUUACAGCCAAGGGUUUCCCCAACACUCUAAUUCAGGCUGACAGAUCAAGGCGUCAUCUGAACAGCAAUAAGAAGAGACCAGUGCCUCCGAGGUCACGAGUGGGCAGUUACUCGCUGCUCAGUCACAACCCUAUGAGUCCUCUGCCAGUAGUGAGAGCUCGAAGGCAUGCUGGAGCUGCUGCUGCUGAUCCGGCCAUGCCUUCUAGAAUGACAGCGAAGCAGAGGCCCAGGAGAAGUACGACCAAGAAGAACACAAAAGCCGCAGUCGACUCAUGAGACAGAACAUUUAUCGGGAUAAAGUCAAAACAAUGCAAGGACAAAUACAGAGAUGCAUAUGGUUUGUUCAUCUAUAUUUAGUCCAUCUGAGUGUUCAUUUAUGUGCUGUCAUUUAAGGUGUUUCCUGAAGGGUUUUUUUUUUUUUUUAAUGUUUCAAGGUAAUUAAAAACAGUGGAGAUAUUAUUUAAAACUUGUUUUUUGCUUAUUAUUACAGGGACUCCUGUCAUUGUCCCCAAUCUGGCGUUCAUAAAGUUUAGUGUAGGCGAAUUUUUAAGGUUUUGUCCAGGGCUAAAGUCUGAUUUGGACUACUUAACUAUAAUCUUGAAUGUAUUAUUUGUGUAAAUUGUUUGGAAAAUGCCAGCAAUCAACUGAUAAAGUGAUAAAAUACAAGAAAACACAAACAUUUGAACAGAAAAAAGAAAGCAUUUAUAAGACACUGGAAGAGAUCAAGUACUCAUUUACUCUUUUACAGUGCAUAAGCUUUGUUUUGCUGUUGUUGUUGUUUUGUUUUCAGAAUCUGGCUGCAUGAUAUACGAAUUAUAUUUCCUGUACAACAUGUUCCAUUUGUAGAUCAAGCAAUCGGAAUAAGUGCUGCUCAAACCUCUACAAUGCCAGGCUGUGGCAAUCAAAUACCCAGCUUCAAAUAUUUAUAGUCUUGUAUUUUAAAGAAAGUUUUUCUUUACUCAAUUAUAUAAAAGUUUAUGUAUUAAAAAAAAAAAAGAUUCUUUGUUUUUCUAAUAUAGUAAAUUAUGCAGGUCUAUAUAGAGCACUUUUCAAGAAUAUUUUCUGAUCUGGUGUCAGUUUGUGAUUAAGGUCACUGCUGAUGAAGCAUUCAUUAUAUCAAACUUUAAACAGUAAGAGAUGAGAAUAUCUUGUAUUAAAGUUGUCAAUCAUU
Molecule: messenger RNA, 1406 nt
Organism: Neoarius graeffei (lesser salmon catfish)
Lineage: Eukaryota; Metazoa; Chordata; Actinopteri; Siluriformes; Ariidae
Exons: 5
Coding region: 44-511 (155 amino acids)
Source: RefSeq, a predicted model, not a curated record